Messenger RNA from Brienomyrus brachyistius, 2447 nucleotides. Its product is annotated as ubiquitin carboxyl-terminal hydrolase 37-like. The record is from RefSeq and is a predicted model, not a curated record. Gene Ontology annotation, biological process: G1/S transition of mitotic cell cycle; protein deubiquitination. Gene Ontology annotation, molecular function: cysteine-type endopeptidase activity; cysteine-type deubiquitinase activity. Lineage: Eukaryota; Metazoa; Chordata; Actinopteri; Osteoglossiformes; Mormyridae. The transcript is spliced from 17 exons. Bases 583 to 2409 code for a protein of 608 amino acids. Gene Ontology annotation, cellular component: nucleus; cytosol.
GAAAGAUUGAAGAUCAACGUUGUUUCAAUCUUUUUGUCUGACAUGGAAUCAGUGUCAUUUCAACAAAUGUGUGCUAUCUGGGUUGCGCCCCUAGGGAUGGGCUCCUGAUCCCCGCGACCGUGCAAUAGGGCAAGCAGUUAUAGAGAAUGGAUGGGUGGGUGAACCUUUACGUAGCAAAUACGUUGUUUUAACUCUUGCUGAGAGAAAAAUAUUAAAUGAUAUAUCGGGGGAGGGCUGUCGGUCAGGUUUGGGUGAUAUUACGGUAAUACCGUAUUACCGCGACUUGUUCCUUCCAAGAUAAGGUUUGAUCUCAUGCAACUGUUUACUGAUCUUUAGUUGGUAUUUGUUGUCGUAUUUGUUCUGCCUAGACGUGUAAACCAGCUCGAAAUGUGUUUCAUGGGUAAAUGCCUGCGCAUUUGUUCUUGUAUAGCAAUGGAUUGCGGCGCGUGGAGGUGAAUGCCGACUGGCAGUUAGGCGCAUCCCUGGUUAUGAUACGAAUCUCUGUAGCGACCAAUCAGAGAGCGCGAUUCCGCGACGGUUCCUCUUAACUGCGUGUCCUUCUGAAACCAUUUCUCGAUCUGUAUGAGCGCACAUCGAGUACUAAGUAUGUCUUGCUUAUUUUUUUGCUGGUGGCCCAGAAAAAAGCAACACGACAUCGGUGCUGCUGAAGGGGCAGAAGUCAACAGGGUUACGACAACUAGACCCCAGAAGAGAAGGCUGAAGUUCCAGCGCAAGUUUCCAUGGUUGAAGCUUGCCAAGUCGAGAGCAAAGGAGAGCUCCGACGAGGACACACGGUCGUCAGGUGACUGCAAGGACUCUGGGUCAAGCAACGCAUUCGCAAGCACCCAGAGCCGCAACCUCACGAUCGUCGACUCGGAGUCAUUGACAUCGGACGCCUCCUCUACUGGGAGUAGUGUAGAGGAGCACCCGUCCCCUCCGGAGGUGACACGGGACAUCCCCCCCAAUGAGGGACCUGGAAUGUGGCCGAGAAGGUUCCCCAUAUGGCCGGCCCCGUUCUUCAUGGGGGAUAGGGGUGAUGCGGCGGAGGGACAGAAGCCGCGGCUGGUCUGCCUUGGGCUACCAAACCUUGGGCAGACCUGCUAUAUGAACGCCACCCUGCAGUGUCUGUUCCACCUGCCGUCCUUCUGCGAGGACAUCAGUCGGCAGGAGGAAUACUGGCGGCUGGUCCCGUCUGCUGACCUGUUGAGAUGUUUCACCGAUCUGGCUUCCACCCAUGGAUCAAGUGGAAAGCAGAAGACUCUGCUGAAACAUCUGCUCCCCAAGGUGUCAUGCCAUUUCGAUGAAGACGAGCAGAAUGACGCCCAUGAGUUUUUCAGCUGCCUGAUGUCCAGGAUCAGCGAGCUGGGAAACUUGAUCCAGGCCCGGAUGAGGACGACCACGUACACCUGUCCGGUGGGAGGAAACAUGGGAUUUCAGAUGCUGUGCCAGAGGACUUGUGCCAGCUGUGGAGGACAGUCAACCAGGACGGAGGACUUCAACCAUCUGUCCUUGGACGUCAUCCCCCUCAUCCCGGUGAAAGACCUCUUGGAGAACUAUUUCAAGGACACAGAGGUGGAGCUGACUUGUGCCACCUGCAGUGGGAGCGAGGCUGUCCUGUCAUGGACAUUCCUCACACUGCCUCGUGUCCUGGUCCUGCACUUGAAGAGGUUCAGCUAUACCCCACAGUAUCAGCUGAAGAAAGUGCAGGACCCAGUUCUCCUCUGUAGGGAGAUCACCCUGCUCCCCCACUUCAGGGAGAUCUCCCCGGUCACAGAGAGGCCCCAGUCAGCAGGCCCUGAGGAGCCUCAUCUGAAGGAUGCCGAAACCACACAAGAGGCACAUGCGUCAGUGGAAGAUCUUCCAGGGGAUGUCCCUAGGAUGCCAGGCAGCGGCGAUGCAGGACUUGUGGAGGAGGAGAGCCAUACUUCGUGCCGCAAUUUACCUACAGUGGACUCACCGCCCCCUGCAGAUGAACCUGAGACAGGCACAGAGCAGCAUACGCCUGCACUCCUGAGAGUAGGGACAGUUGGAGGAAGUCAAGGAGAGCCAGCGGUCUCCGAGACGCCGAGAGCACAGCCAGCCAGACACCGAUAUCAGCUUGCUGGUGUUCUCAGCCACCUGGGCUCCAGCGCCACCUCUGGUCACUAUAUCAGCGACAACUUCAGUCGUUCAGAGAAGGGCUGGCUGUCCUUCAGUGACCUGACGGUGAAAAGGCUGGAUGAGGGACAUGUCCUGAGGAAGAGGCAGAGCAGCGCAUACAUGCUGUUUUACACCCAGCAGGUACAGAAGGACACCGAGGAGACACCGAAGAGACACCGAAGAGACACCGAGGAGACACCGAGGAGGCUCCGAGACACACAUGUGCUGCGGAUGAAGCUGGACCGGAUGUCAGCAUCGACUGGGAGUUAACAUAGGGCAUAAAUAAAGGAACUUACAUUAGAUAGAUA